This is a messenger RNA of Passer domesticus (house sparrow), 3906 nucleotides long. It is a transcript of the gene MKRN2, whose product is annotated as makorin ring finger protein 2. Bases 102 to 1328 code for a protein of 408 amino acids. The record is from RefSeq and is a predicted model, not a curated record. Gene Ontology annotation, molecular function: metal ion binding; ubiquitin protein ligase activity. Lineage: Eukaryota; Metazoa; Chordata; Aves; Passeriformes; Passeridae. Gene Ontology annotation, biological process: protein polyubiquitination. The transcript has 8 exons.
CGGAAACGCGGCCGCGGGGCGGGGCGCGGCCACGCCCCCCCCUCCCCGCGGCGCGGAACCUCCGUGCGCGGCGUGAGGAGCAGGGCGGGCGCGGCGGCACCAUGAGCACCAAGCAGGUGACGUGCAGGUACUUCUUGCAGGGCGUGUGCCGGGAGGGCAGCAAGUGCCUCUUCUCCCAUGACCUGGCCACCAGCAAGUCCUCCACCGUCUGCAAGUACUACCAGAAGGGGCAGUGUGCCUACGGCUCCCGCUGCAGGUACGACCACGUGCGGCUGCCUCCGGCGGGCGCAGCCGCGGCCCCGCCGCCCCCCGCGGCCCCGGGCAGCCCCCGGGCCCCGCCCGAGCCCGGCCCCGCCGCCCCGCGCAGCAGGAGGGAGAAGAGGACGCUGGUGCUGCGCGACAGGAACCUGUGCGGCUCCAGCGAGGAGCACGGCGCCGGGGCCGUGCCGUGCUGCGGCGAGCCCGGGGACAGCGAGGAGGCCAAGCCGCUCUCGUACCUGGAGGCCAUCUGCAGCGGGCUGGAGGAGGCGGGGCCCGCGGGCUGUCCCGCCGCGCCGCAGCUCUGUCCCUACGCCGCCGCCGGCGCCUGCCACUUCGGGGAGCGCUGCCUCUACCUGCACGGGCAGCUCUGCGAGAUCUGCGGCCUCCAGGUGCUGCACCCCUUCGACCCGGAGCAGAGGAAGGCCCACGAGAUGAUGUGCAUGGCAACCUUCGAGCACGACAUGGAGAGGGCCUUUGCCAUCCAGGCCAGCCAGGACAAGGUGUGCAGCAUCUGCAUGGAGGUGGUGUAUGAGAAGCCCUCGGCCUCAGAGAGGAGGUUUGGGAUCCUGUCCAACUGCACCCACACCUACUGCCUGUCCUGCAUCCGCCAGUGGAGGUGUGCCAAGCAGUUUGAGAACCCCAUCAUCAAGUCCUGCCCCGAGUGCCGCGUGAUCUCCGAGUUUGUCAUCCCCAGCGUGUACUGGGUGGAAGAGCAGGAGAAGAAAAAUGAGCUGAUUGAAGCAUUUAAGCAGGGAGUGGGGAAAAAGCCCUGCAAGUACUUUGAGCAAGGCAAAGGAACAUGUCCCUUUGGAGGGAAGUGUCUGUACCUCCACGCCUACCCCGACGGGACGCGAGCGGAGCCCGAGAAGCCGCGGAAGCAGCUCAGCUCCGAGGGCACCGUGCGGUUCUUCAACUCCGUGCGCCUGUGGGACUUCAUCGAGGACAGGGAGAGCCGGAGCGCGCCCGGCGCCGACGCCGAGGUGACGGAGCUGGGGGAGCUCUUCAUGCACCUCUCGGGGGCUGAGGAGGAGCCUGCUGCUGCCAGGGAGCACCCCCAGCCCCUCUGAGCCCCCAGGGCAGCUGGCUUCAGCCAUGCUUUUAUCUCUGCAGCACAGGUAGAACAAAAUGUGCCCCGGUGGUUGCUUGUGCAGUCCUGGUAAAGUUUUCAGAUAGUUUUUAUAUGGCAACAACAGAAGAAGACUCAAAUAUAUUUAAAAGAAAAAAAAAAAAAUUGGCUGCAUGGAAAAAAAUCCCUUAAUCCCAGGAGGGUUUUCUCCCUCUCUGGCCUAACAUUUGCUGUCUUGUGAGCUGAGUGGUAGUGUAAAUACAGGUCCAGUGAAAGCUUAAGCUGGUAAAAACUGUUGCUAAUUAGAGUUUGGGUGCUUUUGGGUAUUUUUCUCCACUAAGUCAGCUAAAUGUAUUACUACAAAACCCACUGGGAAUAAUGGUCAGUGUAGGGUUUUCUCCUUAAGAAGGAGCUGGUACAUUACACCUCAGCUCAUAGCUGAGUUCAGAGUAAGCUUGCUGGGUUCUCUGGGCAGGCCUGGCUCCCCAGGUGCUGCCAGUGGAGCUCCCAGCCCAGUUUCACCCUAACUCCAGUGCUCAGAGGCAGCAGAGGCUCCUGCUGGACAGCAAAUGCAGCUGCACUCAUUCCUGAACUUGGGAGCUCAGCACAAUGGGAGCUCUCCCAGAUCCUGGCCAGGCCUGCCCAGGCCCUGCAGCAGCUCAGCCUCCAUUCCCCUGUGCCCCAGGAGGGCUGAGGGAUUCAUGCACAGCUCUGAAUUGUUACUGAAUUCUGGCUUUGUUCAAAAUGUGAUUUCUGUUGGUGUGGCAAAGGCAGUUGGGUUGUGAAAUCUGGAACCAGAAGUUAAUUCUGCCAAGUCAACUGUUUUAACUUGGAAUUUAAACCAAGACUUCAGUGUGGACUGCAGUGGCUGCUCAGUUAACAUUAGCAUGGACAGGAGCUGUCACUGACCCAGCUCCUUGUAAAUCACUGAGCAGUGCUUGUAAAUACAAACGGAGAUGUGGGGUUUAUUUUAGAACAGUUUGGCUGCAGUGGAAGGCAGGUGUGUAACUGGUUUGGUUAUUAUCUGUAGCAGUAUAAAAGCAUAAAAAAUAAUACUUCAAAAUGUGUAAGAAAGAAAGGCCAAGAGCAGAAAGGUUUCUAAUCAGCACCUGUGGAUCAGUGAUGGUCACAGCUUUGAUCCACCAGGGUGGGAAAUUGUGCAGCAAAAUGUGUUCAGGGAGAGCUGGGCAGGAGGCUGUGCCAGCUGGGCACACAGGGCCAGCCCUGGCUGCUGACAGCAGGGAGGGAGCAGCAGGAGCCUGAACCUGGCAUUCCAACAGCUCAGCUGGCUCCAGGAUUAUCCCCUGAGCUGCUCUUGGCACUCCUGGGUCAGCAGCUCCUGCCCUCUGUUCUCACAGGAAAUUGAACUUUCCCAUCAUUUCCCCUGCAGUGAAUUUCUAGCAGUGCUCCCUGCACAGCCAGGCCUGGCCUUGGCACUGGCUGCAGGCACAUCAUUCCCAGUUUCCUGGUAAAACUGGCCCAGCAAAGGUCAGAAGUCCAACCAGUGCAAUUGGUCAGCACUAAUUACAAAGCAGAAGGUAAACUACCCCUGAGAGGGAUGUCACACACCAAGGUAGAUGAAUGUGUCAAGGACACCCAAGCACCCUUUCUACCCCAGAACAUUUCCCAGCCCUCACCCUCCCACUGAAGCUCAUUUCCAUCUGCUCCUACACAUCAUUUUUUUUUUUUCUAGAAAGAAAUAUUGUCAGGGAUACACUAAAAAAAAAAAAAAAAAAACAUCAAUGGAGAGGAUGUUCUUUACCCUAAACAGGACAUUCCUGAUUUCCUUUGCCCCAAGAAGCCAUGAGGGAUGGUCUGAAAUUAAAAAGAUAACUUGUUUUUCAAAGCUACCAGGUACUUAAAAUGUCUAAGUUCUUCACUCAGCACCUUUCAUUUAACUGGACAUCAGGUGCUGGUUAAAACAAACCUACUUCUCAAAAAUACUUCAUUUUUCCAAGAGACACAUGAUCUGGUUUAAAAAUCACAGGUUAAUGUUUUUUUUUUUCAGAAAUCAGAGUUAAAGUAAAAGCAACUUACCUCUUCUGGGUUUUUUUUCUUCCAUGUUUUAAGCUUUUUAUAAUGAAGUGACAAUUAGAGAUAAAUAAUGUUUAGAGAGUUGCAGUCCAAUACCAACAAUAUUGUUAAAAACCAUGCAGGACUAUAUGGACUAUAUGUGCCCUAAUAACCACAUUUACCAACUGCUAUUUGAAAAAAUCCAUUUUUAGAUCCAUCCACCUAUUCCUGUCCCCCAUGGAGUUCAGCCAACACAAAAACCUCACUUGCACCUCAGUAAACAACAGAAAAUUGAGCCCAAGUGGUGCAGGGCAAGAGCCUGAGAGCACAUCAGGGGGUGUCCAAAGCAGCUGCUGCUCAAAGAUCACUACAGUACAAAAACUGUCUUGUCAUGUGACUGGAAAUGUAGAGGUUGUUUUAUCAAGUGUGUUUUUACUUGCACUGCUAUUAUUUAUCAGUUACUUUUUAAAAACUAUUCAGAAUGUCAUUUCUUGAGUUUUCCAAAUGCAGAUGUCCCACUUGGAACUGUGGAUAACUACAUUAAAAUGAUGACGUUGAAUCUUAAA